Messenger RNA from Contarinia nasturtii (swede midge), 4156 nucleotides. Its product is annotated as myb-like protein I. NCBI's taxonomy places the organism in Eukaryota, Metazoa, Arthropoda, Insecta, Diptera, Cecidomyiidae. The record is from RefSeq and is a predicted model, not a curated record. The transcript is spliced from 7 exons. Bases 227 to 3679 code for a protein of 1150 amino acids.
CGUGUACGCGUAAAUUUUCCUCAUUGCUUAUAUUAUUUAAGAGAAAUUAUUUGUUCAACAAGUUUUACAACACAGUGAUACGAAGCAUCUUCGAAAUGUACAAAAUAAUAUCCACAGACGGAACAAGAGAAUAAAAAGACGUUUCAAAUAUAUUGUAAUUAGACGAGAGUACAGAAGAGUGACACGAAUCGAAAGUAAAGCCAACGACAACUAGAAAUUAGAAAUAAUGUUGCACAGCACCGACUAUCAACGGUACAAGCAAAAGUUGGAGCGUCUGCAAAACAAAGUGAAAAAGAGUGAGAAUGCUCGAAAGGAAUUGGAAAUUAAAUUUCAAAGAUUGAUGAAAGAGCGCAAUGAAUGCGAAAAGUCGGCAUCUAUUCAUAAAUCACGAUAUGAUACAUUGUUAGAGCAUGAGCGUAAACGAUUGAAUCGCAACGAAGAACUAAUGCAAAUGCUGGAGGAGGUUCAAUCCAAGGCAGCUGUUAUGGCAACAAACACAGAACGGUUAAAAAGGUUGAAGACGCAACAAGAGCGAAUCGUUAUAAAUAAUUGGCGACGAAAUGCGUAUUUCCAUCAACAUUUAAUGUAUCCAAAUGUGUUGUACUCGAAUGUUACGCGUUGUUUACCAGCACCGUCAUAUGAAUAUCACCAUGAUCGUAUUAUCAAUUGUACGAGUGGUGACAACUCGCGACCAUUGAUAUGCAAUAGACCGACAUAUUUUGCUGAUGUGCAAGAGCCAGUUUAUCACAAAUCCAAUGAUGAUGAUAAAUCAAUGAGUACAUUAGCGGCGACAACAACGUCAACAAUACAACCAUCGAAUCUAACGCAACCAAUAGCAAACGUUGUAAAGGAAAUACCAUAUCCAAUUUUACCUUUAAUGCCAAUUUUCCAAAAUGAUACAAAUGCACCAUUAUUCAGCGAACUGUUCCAUUUGUCGAGUGGUAAUCUACCUCAUGUUCGAAAUUUUGAAAAUCAACCACUCAUCCAUCAACAGCAACAGCAACAUCAACAGCAACAGCAACAACAAAUGACAACGGCACCGACUCAAACCAUAUUUGAUAACAAACAGACACUCCAUGUUAAAGAGUUGCCAAGUAAUAAUAAUCCAUCGAGAAACGAACACAUUGGCUAUCUUUUGAAUUCAAGUAUAAAUGAUUCAAUCAAUUCGCAUUCAAUAUGCGACGGAUUAAAUCGUAGCAAAUAUUUGGACAGUACGAUUGCAUCACGAUCAAACUAUGCGUCUGCAAUGCCACAACAUGAAAUGGCACAUGAUUUUUCGCUAACUAAAUUUGCAAACGAUGCACGGCAAUCGCAACAGUUUGAUGAAAUUCCACAAAAAUUUACAAACAGUCAAUCUUAUUCUUCCAUUGAAUAUGCAAAUCAACCACAUAAUUCGUAUUAUUCAAGCGCCAAAAAUCAGUUUUCAUUCGUUGAUGAUUCGGGUGUCUGUCAAAAAGCAGCACAACCAUUAAAUUCGAGUAUUGGCGCCAAUUUAUUGACCUUGCCACAUCAACUGAAUGAAGUAAUACCAAAUUAUGCGUCUUCAUACAAUCAACAAUUGCGAAAUCGAACGCAUGAACUAUCAAUUUAUGAUACAAACACAAGAAAUGGGCGCACGGAUGAAAUCAAUCCAAGCGAAAGCGGUGCCAUUGAUAGAAAUUUUGAUGAAAAACGAACAACCGACACGAUAAACAUACCCUGGAAAAGUAAUACUGUUAAUGAUGAGUAUUCAUUUGAAAAGAAGCUUGAUGAUUACACCAUCUUGCCACGUGUUGAAUCAAUCGACCCAAGAAAAUCGAUGAACACUUCUUGUUUGGCAGAUGUUGAUAAUUUAUCAUCUUUGGCACGUUUGCCGUCAACAAAUAUAAGUAAUAAUUUUUCAUCGAACGAUAUUACGCAAUCUGUUAUAACAUCGAAAUCGAAUAAAAUGCCAAAUGAUGAAAAACAGUAUGAUUACGUUAGCACCAAAGAUGAUAAAUACUAUCAAAAUCCAUCGAUUAAUAAAACCACUACCAACACUAUUGCUCCCACACAAACGACAACUCAAUUGGCCGAACGAACGCUCUUUUCCAUUUCAAGUGACAACCAGGAAAAACCCACACGAGUUUGUGAUAAACGACGGUCCAGCAUCGAUGUUCCAGCCGACGAUGAUAGAGAAUUGGAAAAAAAAUCAAAUGCAGCAAAUGUACGUCGUCGAUAUAGUGUAGCAGCUAAUUUACUUGAUUUACAAAAAAAUAUUACAAACAUUGAACCAUUUUAUCUGCAAUCUUCACCAAACAUCGAUUAUCGUGACGAUCCAGUGAAUGUAACACCUGAUAAUAAUCGAAAUAAUUUUGAAACAACAUCGUUCAAUACAAAUAGUUUGGCUGUUGGUAGUGGUCAAGAAAAUAAACGAAACUCAGUGGACGAUAGUGAUCGAACAGCUGCAAUAUCAACGGUUAAAAUAGAAGAUGUUUCAGAAAAUGACGAUGUUGUUGUUGGCUAUAAUGAACCGCAAAUAUCAUCAUCGAAUAUGGCAGCAUCUCCUGUUGAGACUAUGCAUGACAAUGAGUAUGGCCAUAUUGAUAGUGGUGAUGUGAAUCAGAGUGAUAUCAGUCCAUAUUAUGCGGACGAUAAUAAUGCACCAUAUUCCACGUACGAAACAAAUGACCAAACUUUUGUCGAAAAUGCAUUUGAAAAUCUUCAUUUGAACGAUGUGGUCGAACCACCGAUGAAUGAAGUGCAAUUGAAACAAUUCGAUGAUGGAACCGAUAAAAUUCGUGCUCCCGGAACGCACAGCAAAACCGUAACAUGGGCCGAUGAUCCUCAUAACAACUAUAAGAAAGACGAACAAGCACAAUUCUAUGAGACCCCGAAUUCAAUAAAUGUUGAAGCAAGCAAUGAUGUAUAUUACACAGGCAACACAGAAGAAUCGCAACAAUUUCAAAACGAAUAUUCACCGCAAGCAAAUAUUCAGCAAAGCAUUGAACCAAAUGAUGUUCACUAUCAAUACGAUGGCAAUCAAUAUCAAGCUGAAACGGAUGCCAACCGAAAUUUGUACGGCAAUGAAGAAUACUAUUAUCCAGAACAAAUGAAUCAGUACGAACAAUAUGAAGCUCAACAACAACAACAACAACAACAACAACCCCCACCACCACCACAUCAACAGCAGGAACAACAACAGCAAGAGGAUCUACAAUACUAUGCAAAUGAUGUGAUUGGAAACGAUGGAAGUUCAAUGAGCCGCUUACCUGCUGAUGGUUAUCAGGAAUAUCAAAUGGAAUCAACGUUACAAGCACAUCCAAAACACGAUGAUGAAUACUAUACGGUUUCACCAGGAGAAAAUUAUUAUACAUCCGAAUACGAUGGUGUCGAUCAAAAUCAAGCCUACUCGACAAAUGUCAAUUUUGAUAAUUCACAUGAGAUGCCCACUUCAAGUUCGGUUGGCAUUGAACAAAAUAAUCAAGAAUCACUACUACAACAGCAGCAACAACAACAACAACAACAAUCGAUUGAAUAUUCAGCAAACAAUGAACCAACUACCGUCGAUACCGUCACCGCUGCUGAUAUUCGAAUUCCAAACUAUUUGCAAAGUGACACCGAUGACAGUGGCAGUCAACCAGGCUACCAGAACAAUUUAAGCAAUAAAAUCCAACAAGACAGUGAUUUUGAUUUUUCCACAAAUUCCGAAGUGAAUUAAAGAAUUUAUAUUUAUACUCAAUCUAUUUUAAUAGCCAAAAUAUGUGACCGCAACAUUCUCAAUAUGCAAAAAUGUCUUACAAAGUUUCUAUUAAAUUGAAUUGGUUAAAAUGUUUAAUGUUAAAGCAAUAAAAUUAGCUCUUUUCAUUGAUGAUAUUGAUGAAAAUGCACAUGCACCAUAUAAUAAAUCGAAUGAAUAGCUCUGUCGUGUUAUGUUGUCGGUUUUCUCAUUCUCUGUGUGUGUUUUCCAUUUCUCUUGGCUUACCAUAUAGGAAUGUCAUGCGCACAUAUUAUACAUUUAUAUCAUUUUUGCAUGGUCGCAUUAGACUUCUUACGUCUAAUAGGUCAAAAUUGUAAAUGUUAAACCACGAACAAUAUUAAUUGCAAUAGAAUGUCUUUUUUUGACUUAUGUUUCAUUCUUCCUUUUUUCCAUUCUAUAUCAGUUUUGGAAAUGUCCUCUACAAAAAUGUAUACCGUU